ACACUAGUUUAUCUCUUUCUAUAUCCUUGUUAUAUAUAGCAUUACAAGUUGCAUCAACAACACAUAAAAACAAAGAAACCACAACCACCACAUAAAGCUAACAUGGCAAAGUUCAUUAAUCUCAUCCUCGCCGCACAAAUCCUCCUCCUCGCCAUCACCGUUGCCUCCGCUGGAAAAAACGGUGAAGACUUUGCAAGAAAAGUUAACCGGAAACACCUCGGCCUCGGUGAGAAAGAGAAACUCACACAUCUUCGUGUAUAUUGGCAUGACAUUGUAAGUGGUCGACACCCAAGUUCCAUCAUGAUCCAACGGCCGGUUCCAGACUACUCAUCUUCCUCGUUCUUUGGAUCAGUCACCAUGAUAGACAACGCUUUAACAUCAGAUGUGCCCAUUAACUCUACUUUGGUAGGACAAGCACAAGGUAUGUACGCUGGAGCAGACCAAAAGGAACUAGGGUUCUUGAUGGCUAUGACCUUCGCUUUUAAGACAGGAGAGUACAAUGGCAGUAGCAUAACGAUUCUUGGUCGGAACGUAGUGAUGUCAGAUGUUAGGGAAAUGCCGGUGGUUGGAGGUAGUGGAAUGUUCCGGUUCGCUAGAGGAUAUGUCGAGGCUCGGACCAAGGAGUUCGACCGCAAGACUGGUGAUGCUACUGUUGAGUAUAACUGUUACGUCUUGCAUUACUAAUGAUGCCUAGAUUUAUAAUGGAACUUUUAUUUGUUCGUUUCUUCAUCAAUUGUGUUGUCCAUGUUCUUUAAUUAGUUUCUGUAUCUUUCGUUUACAUUUAUAUUUGUAUUAUUAUAUUGUGGCAAAAUAAUUAAUUUUCUGUCUUGUAAAUUCUCUUUAAAUCA
This is a messenger RNA of Capsella rubella, 848 nucleotides long. Its product is annotated as dirigent protein 3. The transcript has a single exon. Lineage: Eukaryota; Viridiplantae; Streptophyta; Magnoliopsida; Brassicales; Brassicaceae. The coding region runs from base 103 to 684 and encodes 193 amino acids. The record is from RefSeq and is a predicted model, not a curated record.